Molecule: messenger RNA, 1308 nt
Organism: Histoplasma mississippiense
Lineage: Eukaryota; Fungi; Ascomycota; Eurotiomycetes; Onygenales; Ajellomycetaceae
Exons: 10
Coding region: 1-1308 (435 amino acids)
Molecular function (GO): zinc ion binding
Source: RefSeq, a predicted model, not a curated record
AUGCUACAUACUCUAGCGAAUCGACUAGUUGAAAGCUCUGAGUCUGACCGUGGAGUUACUUUGUUAUCAUUGAAUGAUAAUCCAGAUGCUAAAGAAAUAGUCGUCUCAUCUGCUACUACACCUCGACUCGAGUCCCAGCCUAAGGAUACGGAGGUUUCGACUGAGUUGGCUGAUCGACCACACAUCCAGGUCAUCCCUCGUCCACCGGAAUGGAUGUCGCCUAAGGAGGGAAACGAGUCUUAUAGUGACGAGUCGGACUACUCUGACGCAGAAGAAAGCGCUGCCGAUAGUGACGAUGAUGGCGACGGCGGCGGUGUUAACAUUCCAUCAGUGCCACCACUUCCAGCAGGCCGCGAUGUGGCUCUUUCGUUCCCUUCAAUGGAACUCCGGGGCAUCGAGCUCCUCGAGCUGAAAGCCUUACACUUAACCUUGAAAUGUGAGAGGUGCAAGGACCUCCUUGACAUGAAAAACAUCAAAAUUGGAGAUGAUGGUAUUAGCAUACCGCCAAAACGUGUUGAAUCAUGCAAGAAGUGCGGUAACUACAUUAGCCUUGGCUUUCGCCGCGAACUAAUGCACCCCAGUUCUAACCGUGCGGGGUACCUGGAUUUGGAGGGAUGCCAUGCAGUUGAGCUGCUGCCCAGCCACUUUAUUCCCACAUGCUCUGAAUGCUCUACAACAUACCCCGCACUAGGGAUUGUUGCAGUUCGAGGAGAUGAUGCGUCGGCAGUUUGUCGUGGAUGUCACCAUACAAUGAGGUUUAAAAUUCCCGAGGUCAAAUUUUUACUUGUGAGCGCUGGAGGAGGCACAUUUCACACUCCUGCCAAGGCAAAAAAGUUUUUCAAUUCCAGACUUUCUGAUAGUCAAUAUCUGCUUUUGGAAAUUUUCACAUGCUUUGUUUUUACUGACAUGUACAUUUUUGGAACUUUGAAGUCAAAGGAGAUUCUGGGAAUUGUAGCUGGGCAGGAAUUGCCUCGUCGCGGCCGAUGCUCGCAUUAUGGGAAGAGCUAUCGGUGGUUUAGGUUUUCUUGUUGUCUCAAGGUUUUCCCUUGCGAUAGAUGCCAUGACGCUGCGACUGACCAUCCAAAUGAACAUGCCAACCGCAUGAUCUGUGGCUUUUGCUCCCGCGAACAGAUCUACCGCCCGGAUAGCUGUGGCAUCUGCCACUCGACACUCGUGGGGAAGGCUGGCAGUGGGUUUUGGGAAGGGGGCAAGGGGACAAGAGAUAAGAGACGCAUGAAUCGGAAAGAUCCGAGGAAAUAUAAGCGACAAGGAGGGACUACCACGGGUCCUUCGGCGAAGAAGAAGUGA